CUCGGGGGACGGGCCGCGGCGCGACCGCGGCCCAAGCUCGGCGCGCGGUUGGGUCUGUCCCGGGCUCGGGGGUGCUUUCGCGUCGGGAUUCUGAUCGUGAUGGGUUCGAAGGCGAAAGUCGGAAGCCAGGAGUUGCUUCUCUUCGCGUCCGUGAUCCUGUGCUCGCUGGCGCUGGGCAGGGGAGCCGUGUACACUUCCAACCCCGAGGUCAAAAUUCCCGAGGAUAAACCCGCCAAGUUGUCCUGCUCCUACUCGGGCUUCUCCUCUCCCCGAGUGGAGUGGAAGUUUGCCCAGGGUGACAUCACCAGCCUCGUCUGCUAUAACAACAAGAUCACAGCUCCCUUUGAGGACAGAGUCACCUUCUCAAACACUGGCAUCACCUUCCACUCCGUGACCCGGAAGGACACGGGGAUGUACACGUGCAUGGUCUCGGAUGAAGGCGGCACCGCCUACGGGGAGGUCAGCGUGCAGCUCAUUGUCCUUGUGCCGCCAUCCAAACCCACGGUCACCAUCCCCUCCUCCGCCACCAUCGGGAGCCGGGCGGUGCUGACGUGUUCGGAGGCGGACGGCUCCCCGCCCUCUGAGUACCUGUGGUACAGGGAUGGGGCCCUGAUGCCUCUGGAGCCCAAGAGAAACCGUGCCUUCAGCAACUCUUCCUACAGCCUGAACCCCAAGACAGGGGAGCUGGUCUUUGAUCCCGUCUCGGCCUCUGAUACCGGAGAGUACUCUUGCCAGGCACAGAACGGGUACGGGACACCCAUGAUGUCCGAUGCUGUGCGCAUGGAGGCUGUGGAGCUGAAUGUUGGGGGCAUCGUGGCAGCGGUCCUCGUGACACUCAUUCUCCUUGGAUUCCUGAUUUUCGGCAUCUGGUUCGCCUACAGCCGUGGCUACUUUGACAGAAAGAAGAAAGGGUGAGUGAGGCGCUGUGCCGGGCUCUCCGAGGUGGAGAACAUGGAUGCCUGUGGUUUGAUGCGGAGAGGGGCCCAGGGGAAGGGGGUGGAGGUGGAGGCCACGCCUGGCAGGGAGACAUGAGUUUCUCCGGCUCACGGCGGUCUGUGCUGUCCCUCCCCCUCCACCCGCGUCCCCACCUGAGACCUCGUGAUUCUGUCCGGUUCUCACUUCUGACCUCAAAGGUUGGCAAGGAGAGGGGCUCGGUUUGACUGUCCCGUCUUCUGCAGGACCGAAAGCAAG
Messenger RNA from Myotis daubentonii (Daubenton's bat), 1191 nucleotides. It is a transcript of the gene F11R, whose product is annotated as F11 receptor. The record is from RefSeq and is a predicted model, not a curated record. Gene Ontology annotation, biological process: cell adhesion; intestinal absorption; regulation of membrane permeability. Lineage: Eukaryota; Metazoa; Chordata; Mammalia; Chiroptera; Vespertilionidae. Gene Ontology annotation, cellular component: bicellular tight junction.